AUGUGGAGAGCGCUCGCCGCCGCUCCCGCCGCCCCGGCGCGGGCCCUGCUGCGCGCCCGGCCGCCCCAGCGGGCGGCCAGCCUGGCCGUGUCCCCCGCCGCCGGCCCGGCCGACGAGCGGGUGGAGACGCGGGUGACGGGGCUGAGCCCGGGGCAGCCGGUGACUCUGCGGGCCCUGGCGGCCGGUGACCGCGGCUGCCUCUUCCAGUCGUGCGCGCACUAUCGAGCGGACAGCCGCGGGGAGCUGCACCUGGGCACGGACGCCUCCCACGGCGGGGACUACACCGGCGUGGAGCCCAUGGGGCUCUUCUGGAGCCUCUCCCCCGCCGCCAUGGAGCGGCCGUACCAGCGGCUCGUUCCCCGCAGCACCGACGCCCCGAUGAAGGUGGAGGUGUUGGUGCACCAGGGCCACAGCCCGCCGGGUGCCAUGCCCGGGCCCGUGGUGGCCAAGACCGAGGUGGAGAGGUGGUUCACGGCCCCCGGCGUGCGGAGGAUCCGGCUGAAGGAAGGAGUCGUAAGGGGCUCCCUCUUUCUGCCGCCGGGGGAUGGCCCCUUUCCAGGAGUGAUUGACAUGUAUGGUGACGAAGGAGGCUUGAUUGAACUUAGAUCCAGUCUCCUGGCUACCCGUGGUUUUGCUGCUCUUUCUCUGCCAUAUUUUGACUUUGAAGAUCUUCCUAAGGUUCUGAAAGAACUCAAACUGGAGUACUUUGAGGAGGCAGCUAGAUUCCUACAGCGUCACCCAAAAGUGAAAGGACCAGGAGUUGGAGUGAUUGGGACUGGAAAAGGGGCAGAAUUAGCACUCUCCAUGAUCACCUUCCUGCCAGAAGUCGUGGCUGCUGUCUCUAUCUCUGGCUGUAGUUCAAACACAGUUGCAGACCUCCAUUACGGUGAUAUCACUCUGCCUGGGCUGCGUUUUGAUAUGAACAAGGUCAGUGUCUCUGACACUGGUGUAUUUGAUGUUUUUGAAGCUCUGGAAGACCCAACGAAUCCUGCUAAUUCUCCUUGCACGAUCCCCAUUGAAAAAGCAGAAGGACACUUUCUCUUAGUGGUAGGGGAAGAUGAUCGGAUGUGGAAGAGCUCCUUAUAUGCUGACCUGGCAAUCAGGCGUCUACGCCAGCAUGGGAAGGAGAACUUUGAACUCUUGAGUUAUCCAGGAGCAGGUCACCGAAUUGAUCCUCCUUCUACUCCAUUUUGUCACAUAGCUAUGGAUCGUGUUUUGGGGGUACCUGUUCUGGGGGGUGGAGAGAGCAAAGCACAUGCCCAUGCACAGGAACACUCCUGGGGAAAGAUUCAGGAGUUUCUGCGCUUGCAUUUGGGAUGAACAUUUAUGCACAUGCAAGCUGUUGCAGAACUGCAAGGACUGAACUUGAGCCACCAAAAUGACUGGUGAAUUGGAGGGACUGACUGAGAAAAACCUUGAAAUGUGAAAUAACCAAAUGACUACUUAGCUACAAGUAUAAAUCAAAAAAAGGGAGAUUUAUUUGGAUCAGCCUAAGUUAUUUUAACUAGGUACACAAAGGAGAAGUGAAACAAUAAGCAGGCUGCACUGCCUUUGAUAGCUUUUGAUAGCCCAAAGUGGUCGUGAGAUGAAGAAAACAGUAUCCGAAGGGAGUAGUAGGUACUUGCUUGCUUGCGGUAUUUAUGACUUGGAGAAUGUUCACAGCCAGCGUGCACCCUCAGCAGUGACAGACAGGAUCACCCCUGGGGAAUGACGGAUGAUAAACUUUGACAUCAGAAUGAUGAAUGAUUCUGUCUUUGAGUCCUCAGUUACCUUGGCCUGGAACUCAGAUUUACAGCCAUAUACACCUUGGAAAUAUUUUCUAUUUGCAGGAAGCUGGAGACCUCUAUUUGCAAUGAGGCUUGUAUAUUUAAUAUACCUUAGGUAGUGGUCUUGUGGUGACACAGGCUGUUUCUUUCCAAGAAAAACUUCCUGUAGCACGAGAAAAUGAAGAGUACUUUUCCUGUCAUCCAGGGAGAAUGGCAACAUUAGCACUGAGUUGUAUUGGGGAUGUAAUUAUUUGUUCCUAUAAUGUCUUGGAUUGGCAUUUGACACUCAGGGUAUUAGUAUUCUGUCAGAUAGGUUAGAGCAUGGCUAAAUGCAGCCAGUAAGUAAGGGAUUAAUUACUCUUGGAACUUUUUAGUAAUGAUGUCAACAGAUGCUGAGAGCUGUUCUUAGGGAGAAAGCUUGUUCUUAGGGAAUGCUGAGAGAAAACCUUGCCUGUAGAAGAUUUAAACUGACUGUAAAAAGCUGUCACCUUAUGGCAAUGAUUAACUUAAGAGUCAUAAUUCUUAAAAAAAGAACUAAAAAAAAAACCCCAACCAAACUAACAGUGCCCUCCAAAAAAAACCUAAACCCAAAUCUAGGAUAUCUUUUCCAUCACUGCCUGAGAUUGGUUUUAUUCAUCCUAGUUAAUUUUUGGCUAGUACCUUAUUAUUCCCUACCAUUCAAGUAGAAAGAAACAACUUCUUCCCAAAUGAGUUGAUCUCUUGAGAGUGUCUUGCUGAAAUGGUGCCGGGUUUAAUGAGGACCUCUAUUAAAGCAAUUUCUCCUUCCAAAGUCAUUUUGUCAGACCAUUUUGAGAGCUGCCCGGGAAGAUACAAAACCUUUAUUUAUGGUACUCAGUUUUGUUUUGCUCUCAGGGAUCUUCUUUCCUCCAGUUAACCGUCAUGAUGCUGCUGCUCAGGCCUUACUAGCUUUCUGCAACUUAUUACUCCUUAUCAUUUGAUUAAAGUCACAUGUUCUUUACACGCAAUCAAUGCCAACCGAACAAUUUAUCCACCUUUACGAUUCUUUAGAAGAGAAGCUCCAUCCUGCUAACUCCACAUAAGAUGUCUUCAUACCUAGUCUCUAAACUUCCUCACCAGCUGAAGAGGCUUUUGCCAAGUCAUAUCUGGUGCUUGAACAUCCGCUAACACCAGCAGCCCCCGAAGUCCAGGAUCAGAGCCUGCUGUGAUGUGCUUGUUGGCGUCACUGAUACUUGGUACCCUGCCACUCAUUCCAAGUGGCAACCAUAGAGGAGAGGGUUGUCUGAAGGUUUCUUUUUGUCUUUCUGCCUUGUCCUUUGCAUCUUCAGUAGUCGGAGCUGUGUAAUUAACUGUGCAAGAGCAGCACCUCCCCUAACCCUGUUUUGUCACUCUCCCAGUGCUAAUACCUGUGUCUCCACACUGCAGUCCUACCUCAGCAUAUGCAUUGCUAUGCAAGAUUGCAGUCUGGAGGAUCAAGAAGUAAAUGUUAAUUUGUAAAUAAAAGCCAGGUAGGUUAAGAGUCCUCAGACUUAAUUUCUAAAGCACAAGCCUUUAAAAUAAUUCAGUGUUAGAUUUUGUCAGAUAUAUGCAAUUUGAAAGAGAAGUAAACCACUUUAUUGAAAAGCAACCUUGUGUAAGAAUUUGAUGUUAGAUUUUUGUUUCUGAAUAGUUCAUUUGUUUGGAAAAACUGAAUGAUAAUUUGUUUAAAAAGGAGAUUAAAAGAAUGUCAUUUUACUGUGA
Molecule: messenger RNA, 3485 nt
Organism: Myiozetetes cayanensis
Lineage: Eukaryota; Metazoa; Chordata; Aves; Passeriformes; Tyrannidae
Product: acyl-coenzyme A thioesterase 1-like
Exons: 3
Coding region: 1-1320 (439 amino acids)
Biological process (GO): fatty acid metabolic process; acyl-CoA metabolic process
Molecular function (GO): fatty acyl-CoA hydrolase activity
Source: RefSeq, a predicted model, not a curated record